This is a messenger RNA of Oncorhynchus mykiss (rainbow trout), 3338 nucleotides long. RefSeq names its product reduced folate transporter. The record is from RefSeq and is a predicted model, not a curated record. Gene Ontology annotation, biological process: folate transmembrane transport. Gene Ontology annotation, molecular function: folic acid binding; folate:monoatomic anion antiporter activity. Lineage: Eukaryota; Metazoa; Chordata; Actinopteri; Salmoniformes; Salmonidae. Gene Ontology annotation, cellular component: basolateral plasma membrane; plasma membrane; apical plasma membrane.
CUAUUGGCCAUUGAUAUUGAAACUAGUGAAAAGUAUUGAUCAUUGAGUGAUAUACUAAUGUUAAUUGACUAAAUACAUUUUAAGGUGCAUUUUGGAUGAGCUCCGUUCAACCGACAGAAACUACAGCCCCCAUAGUUCCUUGCAAAAUCUCACAGACUCAGUUGCUCUCAGAAAUGCAUUCAACUGGACAACAGCGCGCACACGAGUUCAGUCGGGGAAGAAUUUAGAGGUUCACAAUGACCAGAGGUCCAGCUGUAAACUAGCUUGCUUUCAAUCAUUGUUAAUCCAUGGAAUGGAGCAAAGGUUGACCUUCUCUCAUACAUACAGUAUGAAAAUAGCUGCAGGUAGCACUUUACCGCCAUGUUCGUCAUUGUGAAAGGUUUCCCUCUCACCCCCUCUGUAAUGUGUAACACUGGAUCCUCUGUGGAAGGGAAUAGUGCUAACAGGAAUCUCUACUUGUCUGCUUAGAACAUCUGAAUCUGAAGGUUUAGGCCCUACUCUCUGGUUUCUAUGAAAAUUCCUAUAGCAAGCCUCUUCACUAUAGCAAUACCACUUAGUCAUUUGAUACAGUCAGACGUAGACUUGGGACUCCAGUGUCCACUGUCAGGCCACUACCAUGGUGAACAAAGACGCUAUGGUGAGUGGGGACAGGGCUGUGGAGGAAGAGGCUGAACUGGACCUGAAGGAGACCUCCCCUGGAGAGCCUGACCCUGAGAUGGCUCUUCCCCCACCUGAGGACCCCUCAGACGGCCAGACCAAGACCGCCCGGACCUGGGAGUUGUCGGUGGUGUUCCUGUGUUUCUAUGGGUUUAUGGUGCAGCUGAAGCCUGGGGAGCCCUUUAUAACACCAAACCUGCUCAGCAUGGAGAAGAACUUCACCAGGGAACAGGUGACCAAUGAGAUCAACCCGAUCCUGUCCUACUCCUACAUGGCGGUGCUGGUGCCAGUCUUCCUCCUGACAGACGUCUUGCGUUACAAGCCCGUCCUGGUCCUCUCCAGCCUCAGCCACGUGGCCAUCUGGCUCCUCCUUCUCCUGGGCUCCUCCCUCUUAGAGAUGCAGUUCAUGGAGUUCUUCUACGGCAUCACCAUGGCAGCACGCGUGGCCUACUCCUCCUAUAUCUUCUCCCUGGUCACCCCAGAGCUCUACCAACGCGUGGCCAGCUACUCACGCUCUUGCGUCCUCAUGGGGGUGUUUGCCAGCUCGGUGCUGGGCCAGGUGUUGAUAUCUGUAGGCAGGCUCUCCUUCGCCACGCUCAGUGCUGUCUCCUUGGCCUUGGUGUCCUUCGGCCUGGUGCUCUCCUGCUGCCUGCCCUGGCCCAAGAGGUCCUUGUUCUUCAACAGGGCCCACCACGCUGCCCAGAGGAACCUCCAGGAGCAGGCUGCCGCCCAGUCGGAGCUGGCCAGGAUGAAGCAGGGCGAAGCGGGCUUGGGUUUAGGUGACACACCCUCCCUGGCCCCUCUCAGCUCUGGUUCCUCCUGGAGGGACUCUGUGUUUAUUCAGAUGCUGAAGGAGCUGAGGAACGUGCCGCAGAGGCCCAGCCUGAGACUGUGGAGCCUGUGGUGGGUGUUCAACUCCGCUGGCUACUACCUGGUGCUGUUGUACGUCCAUGUCCUGUGGAACAAGGUGUACCCCGCCACGGAGAACAAACACGUCUACAACGGAGGGGUGGAGGCUGUCUCCACACUACUGGGUGCGAUCACGUCGUUUGCAGCGGGCUUCGUGAAGAUCCGCUGGAACCUGUGGUCUGAGCUGGUGAUUGGCAUCAUCACGGCUCUGCAGGCUGGCCUGCUGCUCCUCAUGGGGACCACCAGCAACAUAUGGGUCUGCUAUGUGGCCUACUCCCUCUUCAAGGGUUUCUACCAGUUCCUCGUGCCUAUCGCCAUUUUCCAGAUCGCCUCGUCGCUCACCAAGGAGCUGUGUGCCCUGGUGUUUGGGGUCAACACUUUCCUGGCGACCGUUCUGAAGACCAUCAUCACCCUCAUCGUCUCUGACAAGAAGGGUCUGGGACUAGACGUGCACUCCCAGUUUCUGGUCUACUUCUUCUACUUUGCCUUGCUGACGGUUAUCUACCUGGGCUGUGCUGCCUUGGUCAUCAUUCGCCACUACAGGAACCAAUCGGCAGGAGGGGGAGGGGACACAGACCAGGCCACGCCCACUGAGCUAUGUUCCGUACCAUCAAACCCCUCAGAGACGGAACCUCUGUCCAAUGGGAACAACGUGAAGGCCUGAAAGGAAUAUUCUGGAAUGUUGGCAGUGAAGCCCUUUAUCUACUUCCCCAGAGUCAGAUUAACUCGUGGAGACUAUUUUUAUGUAUCUGCAUGCAGUUUGAAGGAAUUUGCUAACUAGCGUUAGCCAAAUUGCUAACUGCCAUUAGCGUAAUGACUGGAAGUCUAUCGGAACAGCUAGCAUGCAAGUUGUCCCUGUAGACUUCCUGUCGUUGCGCUAGCUAACGCUAGUUGGCAUUGGCUCGCGAAACUACCUCUAACUUCUUUCAUACUGGAUGUAGAGACAUAAAAAUGGUAUCCAUGAGUUCAUCUGACUGUGUGGAAGUAGAUAAAGGGUCUCCUUGCCAAAAUCUUUAACUAACCCUUGAACAUUGUGUCAUCUUUACAUCAACACCUAAACCCCCUACACUGACUUUGAGUGGUCUAAACGGUCUCGGAAUCUCUCGCUACGGCUUCCACACGACUGCACAAGGACAGAUGAGACUUAGAGGUGAGUCGAGACCUCAUGACACUUCGUUGGAUGUGUUGGGGGAGUGUAGUUUACCAAUGUUAGUGAACAGUCACUGUUCUCAGCCCUUAGUGCCUUAUCUGUUAUAUCCAACGUGUAUUCAGUUCACCAAAAGGAUGUUAUUAUGGAAUACAUAUUUUUUUCUCAAUGUUUUUAAAGAAUUACAGGCAGGGCCCACCUACAUUACUACAAGAUAAUAUAUAAAGAAAAGCUCACUCGAUCGAGCCUAAUGGUCUUGUAUGCAGCGGUGGAAAAAGUACCAACUUGUCAUACUUAAUUAAAAGUAAAGAUGCCUUCAUAGAAAUGACUCAAGUAAAAGUCUAAAAGUAUUUGGUUUUUAAAUAAAGUUAAGUAUUAAAAAGUAAGAGUAUAAAUUAUUUCAAAUGACUUAUUAAGCAAACCAGAUGGCACAAUUGCAUUUUUUUUAUUCAUCAGUAGCCAGGGGGACACUCCAACAUUAAGACAUACUUUACAAAUUAAGCACUUGUGUUUAGUGAGUCCGCCAGAACAGAGGCAGUAGGGAUGACCAGGGUUGUUCUCUUGAUAAGUGUGUGAAUUGGAACACUUUUCUGUCCUGCUAAGCAUACAAAAUGUAGCAAGUACU